AUGAUCAAUCCAAAGCUAUUGAUGGUGACUGCAACAACAGCAUAUGUGUUUGUAUUUUACACACUGGCUAUAAGACCAUUGUUUCAUAGUCCAACUGCAGCCGAAGAUGUCCUAAUUACCUUGUCUUCGAUUGUCUUGUUUAGUGCCCUCCUGAUCCACGCUAUUUUAGGGUUUGAAGAGGAAAAGACAAAGCAUAUGUAG
Molecule: messenger RNA, 201 nt
Organism: Encephalitozoon intestinalis ATCC 50506
Lineage: Eukaryota; Fungi; Microsporidia; Unikaryonidae
Exons: 2
Coding region: 1-201 (66 amino acids)
Source: RefSeq, a predicted model, not a curated record